Messenger RNA from Elephantulus edwardii (Cape elephant shrew), 20748 nucleotides. RefSeq names its product spectrin repeat containing, nuclear envelope 2 (gene SYNE2). Bases 37 to 20748 code for a protein of 6903 amino acids. The record is from RefSeq and is a predicted model, not a curated record. Lineage: Eukaryota; Metazoa; Chordata; Mammalia; Macroscelidea; Macroscelididae. Gene Ontology annotation, cellular component: membrane. Gene Ontology annotation, molecular function: protein binding. The transcript has 115 exons.
ACUGCAAUGGACAAGAUAUAACUUCGUAGUUAAAGAAUGGCAUCUGGUACUGUGCCUCCCACUGAAGAUGAGAAGUCUUCUUCGGGCAUCCAUGAUCUCCAUAUUUCAUUGCAAGCUGAACAGGAACAUACUCAGAAGAAGACCUUUACCUGCUGGAUAAACUCACAGUUGGCAAAGCACACACACCCCACAGUUGUAUCAGACCUAUUCACAGACAUUAAGAAGGGGCAUGUCCUUCUGGACUUGUUGGAAGUACUUUCAGGACAACAGUUGCCUCGGGAUAAAGGAUCUAAUACAUUCCAAUGCAGAAUCAACAUAGAACAUGCUCUGACAUUCCUGAAAAACCGAUCAAUCAAGCUAAUAAAUAUCCAUGUGGCUGAUAUUGUAGAUGGAAAUCCAUCAAUUAUUCUUGGCCUGAUUUGGACAAUUAUCCUGCACUUUCAUAUUGAGGAGCUUGCCCAGACUCUUUCUUGCAAUUACAAUCAACCUUCUGUGGAUUGUGUGAAUGAAGUUGACACAUCUCCUACCUCAAGUCCUCCAGCUAAGAAAUGCUCCAAAGCCCAAGCAAGAUGGCAGAUGUCUGCAAAGAAGGCUCUGCUCUUGUGGGCUCAGGAGCAGUGUGCCACCUAUGAGUCUGUGAGUGUUAUAGAUUUUAAGUCAAGCUGGAGAAAUGGGAUGGCUUUUUUAGCCGUCAUUCAUGCCUUGCGACCAGACUUAAUUGAUUUAAACACUGUGAAGCAUAGAUCCAACAGAGACAAUUUGAAAGAGGCCUUCAGGAUUGCAGAACGAGAAUUAAACAUUCCCAAACUGCUGGAACCAGAAGAUGUAGAUGUUACCAAUCCUGAUGAAAAGUCAAUUAUGACUUAUGUGGCUCAGUUUCUAAAGUAUUCCAAGGAUGCAGCUAGGACUGGAGAGGAGACUCAGAGAGAGGUGAAAGAUCCUGGAGUUUGGUUAGCUUUACAGGAGCAAAAGCUACAGAAGGUGCUAAGGGAUUCAGAACAUGAGUCUCACUUUAAAAACUAUGAAAGCCUGCUGUCAUUUUUGGAAUCAUUUGAAGAAGAAAAAAGACCCUUUUUGGAAAGUUUGCCAAUAAAAAAGAACCCAAAUGAACUGAAUGAAGAUCAGCUACAGUUGAGGAAAUCUUGGGAGAGCCUCAACGACCAGAUUAAUGUGUGGAAAUCAAAGCUGAAUCACAGCUUACCCUCACCCCUCUGUCAGAUUGAACGCUGGUUACAAGAACUGGAGAAUCUCAUCGAUGAAGAUUUACCAGCCUCUGAUGAUUACUCUGAAGUCAGAACUCAAACUCAGGAAAAAUUGACUUUAUUCAAGAAUCUGAUGGAUAAAUCUGACUGUCACUCAAAUACUCUCCUGACAUUUGAAAAUAGAAAUGAAAAGCAUUUGCCGUUGGUACCACCUAGCAAAUUGGAGGAACUAAAGAAACGAAUCAGCAACAUUUUGAGAAAAAAAUGCAUUCCACAGCUAGAAAUUCAUUACUCCAUGUGUCCAGUUCUUGGUUUGUUAGAUGAAAUGAAAUCAAAAUUGGAUGUUUGGACCAUUAAAUAUGGGAGCAAGGAGUCUGUAGAACUACUGCUGGAAGACUGGCAUAGAUUUAUUGAAGAAAAAGAAUUCCUAGCUCAACUUGAAACGUCUUUCCAACAAUGUGAAGAAAUGAACCAGAAUUUGGGUGGAGACUGUCAGAAUAUUAAUAAGCCCUAUGUGAUGGUGGAUCAUAACAUUUGUACAUACAGAAAAAAUAUAUAUAAUGUCAAGUCAGCUUUAGAAAAAGUUCUGGCAUCUUGGGCCACUUAUGUGGAACACCUCCACUUACUAAAAGCUUGUUUUGAAGAGAUGAAGAAGGAACAAAUUAAAGAGAUUCCCUUUGAGACACUCUCUAAAUGGAAUGUGGAACAUACUACAUUAAAUGAAGUAGCACACUUCUUAAUUGACGUCAGCAAUGAGGAAAUUGCAUCGUCUAUCUCUAAAGAACUGAGAAGACUGAAUAAAAGAUGGAGAAAGUUUUUUGCAAAAACUCAGCUCGAAAUGAACAUGCCACUUAUAAAGAAACAGAGUCAACCCAUUCAUGAAAGUUCUAGAAAUCUUCAAGUAUCAAAACAGGAAAAAUUAAGUACUGAGUUUUCAGCAGACCUGACAAUAAAACUUCCUGGAAAUCCCAACCCGUACUUAAAGUUUGAAGAAGAACCUGAAAAAGAAAGUGAAGAAUUAACAGAGCAAUUGAAACUGGUUAAAGAUGUUGAAAGUCUCAUUGAACAGGUGGGAACCUGGGAAGCAGAAACUCAGUCUGUUUUGGAGCUUCUGAGACCUCAAGAUGACGUGGAUACAUUAGCUGAAGAAUCUUUACAGCAUCUUGUUGCCAAAGGAUCUAUGUAUGAGGAGCUUUUGUCUAGAACUGAAGAUACUUUACAAAUGGAUGUGCACAAUAUAUCAAGUCAGGAGUCCCUUCAGUAUGUUCUCACAGCUGGACUUCAGGCAAAGAUUCAGGAUGCCAAGGAGAAAAUCCAGAUCAAUGUGAUAAAAUUGCUUGGAGUGCUGAAGAACUUAACUGAUGUGUCACCAGAGUUGGAUAUAAGGCUGAAGGUAGAAGAAUUACGGAAGGAAACUGAAUCGAACAUGGUUAAAACUGAACAAUUACUUAGGCAACGAGGCAGCCAUUGUGACCUAAUUUCAAAAUAUAAGGAAGCACUGAUAAUUUCCAAUUCUAAAUGCCUUGCCAAGUAUUUGAAAGCUGUUGAAGAACUGAAAAAUAAUGUAACUGACAAUAUGAGGCUGUCUUUGGAGAGAAAGAGUAGAGAUGUCUGUGCAAAGUGGGAGUCACUUCAUCAUGAGCUGUCUUCAUACAUUCAACAACUGAAAAUAGACAUUGAAAAAGGAAAACUUAAUGAGACUAUUUCAAAACUUGAGAAACAAAUAAAUAAAGAAAGGAAACUGAUUCGUCGGGGAAAGACCAAGGGUCUCAUCAAGGAACAUGAGGCUUGCUUUUCUGAGAAGGGCGGUCUGUACCAGCUUGAUCACCACGUUGAGGUCCUGCGAGAGCUGUGUGGAGAAGUGACUUCACAGAAGACUCAACAAGAAUUGAAGAGAGUACUCAGAGAUUAUGAACAAAAGAUAGAAAGACUUAGAAAAUCUGCUUCUGAGAUUCAUGUGACCCUGCAACCCGUGGUGGGAGGCAUGUCCAAACACAAGGAGACUAUGAUCCCAUCUGAGAAUGGAGGGAGUGAUGCCCACAAUCAGGUACCUUUUGCAACAUCAAACAGCCAGCCAUCAACUAAAAAAGCAAUGGAACCAAUUAAGAAAUGCAGCCUGGAACUAGAGGAGGCAAACAUUAUGGAGAAGUGUGAAAAAGAUUACAGUGCAUCUAUAAAUAGUUUAAUAGAGAGGUAUGAUGCACACAGAGAAAUUCUUGAACAACACCUCUGUAACAACGAAUUCAAGAUUGCUUCUGAUUUCUCUAAUGACAAUGAAAUGAGUAGUGACUGUCUGCACGAGAAGCUGAAAGAUCUACAGGUUUUGAAAAGUGAAACCGAUGUUUGCUGGAAGGAAUUUGAAAUAACUUCACUGAAGCUAGAAAAUCUUGUGAGUGAUGUGAAGAAGCCUAUUAUAGCAAAGGCCAGGGACAGAUUGAAGGGGAAAGAAAGAGAGCUGCAGGUGGCCCUCCAAGCCAGAAUGGAGUCUUUAGAGGCUGCCCUGCAGAUUGUGUUACCAGUGGAGAAGGAAUCCCUUUCUCUCUGUGGCUCAGACCUGCUCCUCCACGAAAUGGCCAUUCAGGAAUUUCAUCUUACUGAUGCUGAUAGCAUUUAUCAAAACCUGGAGAACAUUCAAGAUUCCAUAGCAAAUCAGAUUGAAACAUAUAGCAAUAUGGAAAAGUCGGGCAAUUUUGCACAAAAGGCAUUACACCCAUUUGAUCUACAUGCAAUUCAGAAUAUUGUACUCAAGUGCAAAGCACAACUUGAAGACCUGAAUCACAAGGUUCAGAGGAGCAGAGACGGCCUCAAAAAUUUGGAAGAUUUUUUGACUUUUCUAAGAGCAGUGGGACACUCAGUUGAGCUUGGUACAGACCUUUCAACCUCACACACACAGAUGCUACCAGAAAGUACUUUGACAAUAGAAAACACAAAGGGAAAACUUCACCUAAUGAAGGACAAAGCCAGCCGUUUGGACAGACAUUUGAAGACACUCGAUAUAAGCUUUAAAGAUGCUGAACAUGGUGAAAACUCCUCCUGUGAAAAGCUUAUCGAUGUUUUGUCAACAAAAUUUAGUGUGUCUGAGGAACUCACUGAGGAAAACAAGUUACUAGAGAUUUGCAUUUUCAAAAAUAAUGAGCUCUUUAAAAACAUUCAAGAAGUGCAGAAUCAAGUUGAUAAAAUUGGUCUUAAGGAUCCAACUAUUCCAGCUGUAAAACAGAGGAAAAAAUCAUUAAUCAGAGUGGAAAAGGAUCUGGAUGAAUAUGAAGAAGAGAAGCAACAUUUAGAAGAAAUGGCUAAGUCUCUUCCCCAAUUCAAAGAUGCCAGAGAAAAAACCCUGAAUCAGCAGUGCCAAGAAACAGUGCUCUUGUGGGAGAAUACGAAAGCUUCUAUCACUGAGAGCCUUGAGCAGUGUGAAAGAGUAUUGGAGCUGUUAAAACAGUAUCAUAAUUUUAAAAAUAUCUUAACAACUUUGAUUCAAAAAGAAGAGAAUGUCAUCUCCCUACAAGCUUCUUACAUGGGAAAGGAGAACCUGAAGAAAAGGAUAACAGAGAUUGAAAUUGUCAAGGAAGAAUUUAAUGAACAUCUAGAAGAUGUAGACAAAAUUAAUCAGAUCUGCAAAAAUCUACAGUUCCAAUUAAAUAAAAUGAGAACCUUUGAAGAGCCCCCUUUUGAGAAGGAAGCUAAUAUUAUUGUGGACAGAUGGCUUGAUAUAAAUGAGAAGACAGAAGACUACUAUGAAAAUAUAGGUCGAGCUCUGGCUCUGUGGGAUAAACUUUUUACUUUAAAAAAUUCCAUUGAUGAGUGGACUGAAAUUGUCCUUCAAAAAGUGGAAUUACCACUCACAGAGGAGGAAAGAGAAAAGCUGAAGAAAGAGUUACAAGUGCAAGAACAAAAACUUCCAGAAUUUUUUAGAAGAGUGGCUGAAAUACAGUUUCUGCUUCAAACCAAUGAAAUACCUCUUGAAUUGCAGAUCAUGGAAUCUUCGAUUUUGAACAAAAUGGAAAGUGUAAAAAUGGGUUUAACAGGUGAAUCCAAGCGCUGUGGACUCAGUGGUAACACAGAUGAGUUAAGAGAGGACCUCGACCAGGCCAAAACUCAGAUUGGAAUGACUGAAUCGCUUUUAAAUGCACUAUCUCCCUCUGACAGCUUGGAAAUCUUUUCUAAACUAGAGGAGAUACAGCAACAGAUUCUACAGCAAAAGCACAGCAUGAUAUUACUUGAGAAUCAAAUAGGCUGUUUGACUCCUGAACUCUCUGAAUUAAAGAAGCAGUAUGAAAGUGUCAGUGAUUUAUUUAAUACAAAGAAAAGUGCUUUGCAAGAUCAUUUUUCUAAUUUAUUGAGCGAUCAGUGCAAGAACUUCAAUGACUGGUUCAGCAAUAUUAAAAUGAACCUUAAGGAGUGUUUUGAUUCAUCAGAAACAAGAAAGAGUGUGGAACAAAAGCUACAAAAACUUUCUGAUUUCUUGACUCUUGAAGGAAGAGACAGUGAAAUACAGCAGGUAGAAACGAUAUUGAAUCAGGUGAAGAAGCAUCUUCCCAAAGCAGAUGUUAAGGAGCUGAACAGUUGGAUUUCUAGUCAGGCAUUGGAAUUGGAAAAUAUGGAGUCCAUAUGCCAGGCACGAACAAAGGAGCUCGAUGACGUCUUACAGCAGCUGCAGAGGCUCCACGCUGAGCACAGAGACCUGAGUAAUUGGCUGACCAAUCAAGAAGAGAGGUGGAAACAAAUGGAAGAGUCACAAGAGGAAGCUGAGCUAUUUUGCCAAGCAUUAGAUGGAAAGAGGGAACAGUUUGCAUCUCUGGCCCACUUGAACAACUCUUUGAAGGAAUGUGGACUUCGUGAAGAAGAAGAAGAAAUAAUGGCUGAUUCAGCACAUUUGAUCGAUAGAUAUCAAACUUUCUUGAGACACUUAUGUCAAAGUGAGGAAGACACGAAGUUACCUCCUGCUGCAGACCAGAGCUUUAAUGAUCUUGCUGAUGAUGUAAUUCGUUGGAUAACAGAGAGUAAAGAAUCCCUUAUGGUUUUGAAUUCAUCUGAAGGCCAAAUGCCCCUUGAAGAACGAAUCCAAAAAAUAAAGGAAAUCAUUUUGCUGAAGCCUGAAGGGGACGCUAAAAUACAGACCAUUAUGAAGCAGGCUGAGAACAGCAAGGCUCCCCUGGUUCAGGAGACUCUUACGGAUAUCAGGAAUCAGUGGGACAACACGCUCCAUCUAGCCAACACGUAUCUAAGCCAUCAGGAAAAACUGAAGCUGGAAGGAGAGAAGUAUUUGCAGAGCAAGGAGGACCUGAGGUUAAUGCUUACAGAACUAAUGAAGAAACAGGAAGUGGGCUUUGCUCUGCAACAUGGUCUGCAGGAGAAGCAAGCUCAGUUAAAAAUUUAUAAAAAAUUCCUCCAGAAAGCACAAGAUUUGACAUCCUUGUUGAAAGAAUUAAAAUCUCAGGGAAAGUACCUCUUGGAGUGCACAAAAAAUCCCAGCUUUAGUGAAGAUCCGUGGCUGGAAAUAAAGCACCUACAUGAAAGUCUUCUCCAACAACUGCAGGAUUCUGUCCAAAAAUUGGAAAGUCAUGUUCAAGAACACCACUCAUACCAGGCUUGUGUUACGGACCUGAAUACCAUGUUGGACAAUUUUUCCAAGGAAAUGUGUGAGUUUUCUGAGAAGCCUGUGAGUCAAGAAGCAGUUGAGGAAAAGUUACAGAAGAUGCAGGAGCUAGAGAAUAGACUCCAUUUACAAGACAGUACUUUUGAGGAGAUUUUCACUUUAGCUGAAUCCAUCAAGUCCAAUACAUCUUCAGCAGGACAGAAGAUUAUUAAGGAUGAUUUAGCAUCACUUAAGUAUAAACAAAAAGAGUUGGAAAACAGACUUGAAUCUGCCAAGCAGGAGAUGGAGGAUUGUCUCAAUAGCAUUCUCAAGUCAAAAUGCUCAACAGAAAAGAAAGAAAGGUUUAUUGUGCUGGGCAGAGAGAAGGCGGUCACUUCAGAUAUGCCGGCGUCCACUCAGGACCCGGCUGCCAUGGCAAAGUUGGAGGAGGACUGGGAAUUAAACAAGAAUUCAGCUGUGGAAAUGCUUUUGUCAAAACAGCUUUCUCUCCAUAAUCAAGAAAGCAUGAAAAACAUUGAAGAUGAGCAGAAAGUUAAUGAGCUGCAAAAUCAACCUUUAGAAUUGGAUAUUAUGUUAAGAAAUGAACAAUUAAAAGACAUCGAGAACUUAUAUACCCAGUUAGAAGCAAAGAAAGGAACAAUUGAGCUAUUGAACCAAACAGAACCUCUCAGCCAAUCAGAAGCCAGUGCCUUGGUUCCAUAUGACGCCAGAUACUCGGUGCAGUACUUGGAUGGUUUGCUCCAGGCACUCCUUACCUUGAAGGAGAACAAAGAAAGCCAAUAUUGUCUCCUUAAGGAUUUCCAGGAACACCUUGUUGCACUUGAAUCAUCAAUGAAAGAUUUGUUAAUAGAAAAGGAAAGUCUGAAAGUGGGGACACUGGGCAUUACAACUUACCUGGACAAAAUUAAAAACUUCUUGGAAUCAAUAGAAAAAGAAAAAGAUUCUCUAAGCAAGCUCAACGUAAGGUGGGAGAAUAUAUCAAACCAUCUCUCUGACAUGGAUAAGAAGUUGCUGCAAAGCCAAAUAAAGCAAUUUGAGCAUAGUUGGGAACAAGUGGAACAAUUGGUUCAGAAGAAGUAUUCUCAGCAAAUAGUGGAGUCUGAUGAACUUAACUGCCUGAUGCGUACGCUGCAGGAUAUUGAGAUUUCUCUUCAGGAAGAGCAGCAGCGUCUGCAGUUAAGACUGGAUUCUCCAGAACAACAGGAAGAGGGCCAAAGUGUGGUUUCCUUGGCUACUGACCUCAAAGCCCUCGAACAUAGGUUUUCUGUUUUAAAGGGAAAGGCUGACCUUCAGAUGAAGAGGAUCUGGGGACAGAAAGAAAAGAAAUCUGUGGAGGUUGCAAUCAAUAAUUUGCAGAAGCAUCUAGAAGCACUGGAACCAUUAUACGUAGAGGUGGAAAAUCAGAUCAAGAAGUGUGAAAUCAGGAGCAAAAUGAAAGAGACUCUUUUGUGGGUUAAGCAUCUGUUGGGUGAAUACACUCCUACCGCUCCCCUUCUCCCAGUAGACGUCCUGUCACAGCUCAGAAGGUGCAAGGUGAGACAGGAUGAAGUUCUGGAGAAGCAGGAGGUGGUAGACUCUUUGGCUGAAGAGGUCAAAGCUAGUAGUCCUCACCUGCCAGCAUAUGAAACCAAUGAUUUAAAUAACCUCCUACAGGAUUUACAGACUCAGUAUCAAAGGCUAGUUUUAGCAACUACUCAGAGGUCACAAGAAUUAGAAUAUAAACUGGAAGAAAGGAAAAAGUUGUUUGCCCUAAUAGAGAAAGUUCAAAGGUCACUGCAGAGAAAUGAAACACUGAUGAUUCCUAGCGUGGUAGCGUCCCCCACAGACGUGGAGCUGGAACAGCAGCAUGUCACUCUGAAGGCCUCUCAGGAAGACUUACAAGAAGUUCAAGGUACAAUCCUAACAUAUCAGGAGGAACUAGAAAACCUCAAUGAAGAUCUUACUGUGUUUGAAAGGUUAUUUAUGUUCGAUCAGUUGAAAACUCUGAAGGCUAGAGCCGACAGAACGCAAAGAUUCAUUCAAAAUAAAAAUGAUGAGGUGCAAUACAAGAUAAAUAUUUACAGAGAAUUUAAUGAAAAAACAUCUGGGCUUCAGAAGGAAGUUGACAAUAUACAACAAAAUCAGCUGCUGCAAAAUGAAGGAGUAAGCCAAGAAGAUGUUAAAGAGGACUUCUGUAGUCUGAGAGACAGACUCAUAGCUGUUCAAGCUAGUAUCUUGCAAGUAUUAAAACUUAAAGAAGUGUUUGAUUAUAUUGGGCUCAAUUGGGAUCCUUCACUACUUGACAAAUUGCAAGUCCAAGUAGUGGAAAGAGAAAAGGAACUAGAAAAAAGAAUUAAGAAGUUGGACUUAUUUAUAACAGAACGUGGCCGAUAUCAAGUAUCACUAAGUAAAAUUAGGGCUGUGGAUUCAAAAAUCAAAGAAAGGGCUGAAAUGGUGCUAAAAUCCUUUAGUACUUCACCAGAAAACUCUUUACUCAGUGCCCAAAUUUUAAAUCAGAAAAUAGAAAAAGUCACGGGUUUGUAUCAUGAGACAAUAAAGAAAUUAAGUGAAAGUGAGAUCUUUGAUGAAUCAUUCAAAGAGAACGAAAUAUUGCAAAUAAAGCUGUACACAGAAGAAAUUGAUAAGUUACACCAAGUUCUCCAAAACUUGGUACUAGAAUGGCAGCCGAAAGAAAGAACGGAAGAGAGUUUACAGGACAAGCUGGAUAAUUUCUUUCAUGUUUUAAAUCAGAUCAAGUCCCAGUUACAACAGCCUUUACUUACAGAGCUGGAAAUGAACCAUAUUAAAAAUGAAAUAGAUGAUUGUGAAGCAUUUCAAGAACAACUUCAGGCCGAAGUUCUCAGCAUUAAAGCUAUAAUUGCUCUUGAUAAGCAGAGAGAAGAACACGAUUCAGAAGCUAGGAAUGACGUGGAGACAAAAUUGCAUGACUUUGAAGAUCUCCAGAUGCAGCUUAACACAAGCAUUGUUUUGCGCACCAAUGGAUUAAAUGACGCUUAUGAAAAUAUGAGCCACUACACUGAGGCGGUCACCAGGGCGGUAGAGCUCAUCACAGCCCUUGAUGCCAUCAUCGCGUCCCACAGAGUGAACCUUGAUAAGCCAGAACAGUCACUGCACCUCUCUCAUUGGAAACAAGAGGAAUUUGAUUUGACAAUAGCAGAAAUCCAAGACCUCAGUGGAAGGUUGGGGGCUGUAUCCAGCCCUGAAGUCAAUCUACAACUUGAGUGUGUUUUACAGGAGUUAAUUUCUAAGAACUCAGCUGUGAGGGAGACAGCCAAAGUAAAGGGAACUGAGGUGGAAAGAUGUCUUGAGAAUUACAAAUGCUAUAGAAAAAUUGAAGAGAAAAUUUGCAUCAACUUGAGCAAAAUGGAGGAAGUUCUUUGUCAGUCCGUGCCCCAGUUGCCAUUAUCUUACAAAGAAGCUUUAGAACGCUUGGAACAGAGCAAGGCGUUGGUGUCAAUUCUUCUAUCAAGUAAAGAAGAGUUGGUGACACUACGGCUGAUCCUCAGACACUUGACCCCCAUGUGCACAGAUGCUGAUGGCGGGUGCUUGCUCGGAACCGUGUCUGCUCUGUGGGAGAAAUGGUUACGUGUGCUGGAAGCUGCUAAGGAGUGGGAGAUGUGCUGUGAAGAGCAAAGGCAGGAGUGGAAAUUCAUCAGUGAAGAAAUUGAACGAGAAGCAAUUAUUUUAGAUAAUCUUCAGGAAGAACUGCCUGAAAUGUCCAAAGUCAAAGAAGCAGCCAGCAUAGAGGAACUGUCUGACUGGCUAGACUGCUUAAGCCAGUAUGAAGAGGGUGCAGAGCAGCAGCAGCUGAUACUCGGCCUGCUGUCUUGUCGCAUCAGAAGUGUCCAAAAUGCACCUGAAGACACGGAGGCCAUGCAGACGGUACCAGCAUUCCAAGAGAUUGCAUCUAUGCAGGAGCGAUGCACCAGGCUUUUUGAGAAAGCUCAAAAAAGUAAGGAAUUGGUGCAGAAUGAAAUCCAAGAAAGACAUUCCUACAGAAAAGAAUUAAUAGCUUUGAAGAUUUUGUUCCAACGGACCCUGACUUCUUUGCAGACUAUGGAAUUACAAGAUCACCCAGAAAAGACAGAACAGUUCUCCGAGCUUCAAAACAGCCUUAAGAAACAGAAGCGAACUUUUGAAGAUAUAAUGGAAAAACUACGAAUCAAGUAUUCUGAGAUGUACACCAUAGUCCCUGCAGAGCUUGAAUGCCAGAUGGAAGAAUGCCGAAAAGCCUUAGAAGACAUAGAUGAGAAGGUCAGCAAUGAAAUACUGAAAAGCUCACCAGCAUAUGCAGUGAGUAGGAAAAUAAAAGAUAUUAACAAUGGGCUUCAUACUGUUGAGAAGAUGUUGCAGCAGAAGAGCAAAAAUAUUGAGAAAGCUCAAGAAAUUCAGAAGAAAAUGUGGGAUGAGCUAGAUCUCUGGCAUGCUAAGCUGAACGAGCUGGACUCUGAAGUCCAGGACAUUGUUGAACAAGAUCCAGGACAAGCUCAAGAAUGGAUGGAUAAUUUGAUGGUUCCCUUCCAGCAGUAUCAGCAGGUGUCACAGAGGGCAGAAUCUAGAACCUCACAGUUAAAUAAGGCCACAAUUAAGAUGGAGGAAUAUAAUGACCUUUUGAAGAACACUGAGGCUUGGAUAGAAAAGACCAGUCAUUUGCUGGCCAAUCCUGCCCAAUAUGACUCUUCCAGGACCCUGACUCAGCAUGCUAGCUCGUUGCAGAUGGCUUUGGAAGACUCAGAACAGAAGCACAGUCUUUUAUAUUCCAUUUUCUCAGAUCUAGAAGACUUGUCAUUAAUUUUUGAAACAGAUGACUUAGCACAGUCGGUACAACAGUUAAGUAGUCAAGUGACAGAUUUACAACAAAAAAUAAUGGAAAGUUUGCCACAGAUUCAGAGAAUGGCUGAUGAUGUGGUUGCUAUUGAAAAUGAAGUAAAAUUAAUGGAAAAGAAAGUUUCAAAAAUCAAAACUAUAUUGUUAUCAAAAGAAAUAUUUGACUUUUCACCUGAAGAAAAUCUUAAGCAUGGGGAGGUCAUCCUUGAAAAUAUACGUCCCAUGAAGAAAACCAUUGCUGAGAUAGUUUCUUACCAAGUAGAACUGAGGUUACCGCAAACAGGAGCAAAACCUCUGCCUGUUUUUCAGCGGACAAAUCAGCUUUUACAAGAUAUAAAACUAUUGGAAAAUAUGACCCAAGAGCAGAAUGAGUUAUUAAAGAUAGUCAUAAAACAGAAUAAUGAAUAUGAUGAAGAAAUAGAAAAUUUAAAAGAGAUCUUAAAUAAUUAUUCAGAUGAGUUCUCCCUUGGAUAUAUGUCACCAGAGCAAGCUGCCAGCCUGCCGCAAGUACAGAAAGAAAUAAACAGUAUAGAAGAGCAAAUUUUGAGUCUCAAUCAGAAAAAAGAAGACCUGUUGGUGAACUUCAAGGCUACAAUACUAAACCUCCACCAGCAUUUGAUGCAAAAACAGCAAGAAUUAGAAAAAGAAAUGUCAUCUACUGCUGCACCAGAAGAUGGAGUGGUUGAAAGGGAUGUCUCUGAAUGGAAGGUGAACAGAAGGGGCUCCAUGUCUCUCCUCCCCGCCGUUGUGGAAGAGGCAGAAGAAGGCUCUGUGAAGAGUGAAAAUGGAGAUAAGAAAGCAGAGCCCUCUUCCAGUUCUUGGUCAUUACUCGGGGAGCACAGCAAGGACACAGAAGAUGACAGAGCCUCCUCAUCUUCUGGAACCAUCAUUCAGAAGGCAGAUGAGAGAAUAAGCACAUGUGAUGGGCCCGUGACACAAGUUGUUGCACCAGAGUCACUGAGCACUGACCAAGCCACAGAAUUUUCCCUGAGCCCCAACGCAGCCGAAGAGGGUACCACACCUCCUAUCAAGGCUGCAUCUUUGAGCUUUCCUAGUGAGCAAGGAACUUGGGAGGCCAAAGUGGAGGAAACAAGGCCUGAGCCUGCCGAAGUCCUCCAUGUCUGCAAGAACCAGGUGGCCGAGCUGGAGCAGUGGCUCGCCCAAGCCAGUUUCGCAUUUGAGCCGGAAACCUUAAACCCGGGCAUGCAGCAGGUGGUGGAGCAGCAGCUGGUCGGCUGCCAGGCUAUGAUAACAGAGAUCGAGCAGAAGGUGGCUUCACUGUUCACUGAGAGCUGCAAAGAUCAGGGCCUGGGAGACAGUGGAGUCAUUCAGCUAGAGGCUGAAGCACUUUCCUUGAAACUGAAAACUGUGAAAUGCAAUUUGGAAAAAAUCCAGAUGAUGCUUCAGGAGAAAUACAGUGCAGAUCAGCAUUCUGUCCUUGUAAAGAAACCUUCAGAGAAUAAAGAUGAACUCCAGCCAGAUAACCUUUCUAUAUUUGAAUCUUUUAUAACUGAAAAGCCACAAUUUAGUAGACAAAAGGAUUUCCAGCAGGUCUUGGAGUUAAAACCAGUGGAGCAGAAAGACUUCAUCAAAUUCAUAGAGUUUAUUGUUACCAAAAUGGGGCCCCAGUUUUCUCAACAAGAUCCAACUCAGGAAUCAUCUCUCAGCAGUAAGGCAUCUAGCUCCCCAGAUGAUGCACCAGAUGUGGUCAUGUCUGCCCAGGACCAAAGCAGAGAUAAAUGGCAAUAUUUACAACAUGAACUAUCUUCAAAAAUACUGCUACCUUCACCUCAGUAUGUGGAGCCUCAGGUUACCACAAAUAUGAGUGUUCUACCCAGUGUGAGUGUUUAUAACUUUAGAUACCCAAACACUGAAGAAUUGCAAGCCUAUACCAUCCAGCUUGAAGACCUACGGCAGGAAGCAAAUCAUCUCCAGGCACAGGAAAACGUAACAGAAGAAACACACAUAAAUUUGGAUAAAAAAUUAUUUGAGCUACUUCUCGCUCUCAGUCAGUGCCUCAGAAGCGUGGAGGAGAUGCUACAAACCCCCGAGCUUUUCAGAGGGGAUGUUUAUAGCCAGCAGGUGCACUAUGAGGCUCUGGCUCUUGACAUGAAAAAACUUUACUUAACUGUGAGUGACAAGAAGGGUGAGAUUGUGAAAGCAAUGACUUCUGAUGAGAAUAGCAACCCUUACCUUGAAUGUUUUGAUAACCUCCAAGCAUACCUGGAGCACAUCCAGGCUACAGCUGCCUCUCGAAGCAAGUCCCUGAAAGCUGGCCUCAACUAUAAUCACAGUUAUCAGCAUGAAAUAAAGCGAUUAUAUGAUCAGCUUGUUAAGAAUAAAACAUCUUUACAACAGUCUCUGAAUGACGUCAGUAGCCAGCCCGUUGAUGAACAGCUGCAGAAAGGAGAUGAGUGUAUAGUGGAACUGUGCAACUUUGAGAACCAAGUGGCAAAAUUAAGAGAUGAAGGGGAGCGGCUUCAUUUGCCUUAUGGUUUACUCCAGGAGGUUUACAAAUUGGAGGAUGUUCUUGACAGUAUGUGGGGACUCCUGAGAGUGAGAUUCUCUGAACUCAGCAACCCUUUCAUCACUGAGAUUCAGCAAGAUGCUUUGUUGGAAGGCCUGGUGGACCUGGUGAAUAUUGGAAGGGAAAAGCUUGCUCAUGACCACUUACACCAAGCCAAAAGUAAAAGUGCUUUGCAGGCUCAGAUACAGAGUCACAAGGGUUUUUUCCAGAAACUUGUUGCUGACAUAUUUUUGAUCCAAACAUAUUCCAACAAAAUGUUUCCUUCAUUACUGCAAAAGAAAGAGACAUUUUGGGCAGAACAAGUAAAAGAAGUCAAAUUACUGGAGGAAAAGUCACAGCAGUGUGGCAUGCAGCAACAGAGUUUGUUACAGAAAUGGGAAGACUUUGAUGAGAACUGUGCAUCUCUUGAAAAGGACCUGGAAAUCCUUCUCUCUACAUUACCCUCCGUGAGUUUGGUGGAAGAAACAGAAGAAAGAUUAAUGGAAAGGAUUUCCUUUUAUCAGCAAAUAAAAAGAAACGUUGAUGAAAAGCAUGCCAGGCUGUACCAGACUCUGAAUGAAGGUAAACAGCUGGUGGCAUCUGUGAGCUGUCCUGAGCUCGAGGCCCAGAUUUCAAAACUGGAGGAACAGUGGUUGUCCUUAAAUAAAAAAAUCGACCAUGAACUUCACAGACUUCAGACACUUCUCAAACAUCUCAUCAGCUAUAACAAAGAUUCAGAUGAGUUAACCAAGUGGCUGGAAUCUUCUCAGCAAACUCUAAAUUACUGGAAAGAACAGUCCCUCAAUGUGUCUCAGGACUUGGAUACAAUCAGAAGCAACAUAAGCAACUUUUUUGAGUUCUCAAAGGAAGUGGAUAAAAAGUCCUCUUUAAAAACAGCAGUUGUGAGUACAGGGAACCAACUUCUUCACCUGAAAGAAGCUGAUACAGCUACCCUGAGAGCAUCCUUAGCACAGUUUGAACAAAAGUGGACAACACUCAUAACUCAGCUUCCUGAUAUUCAAGAAAAGCUUCACCAGCUUCAGAUGGAGAAAUUGCCAUCUCGUAAAGCAAUCGCGGAGAUGAUUAGCUGGAUGAACAAUGUAGAGCAUCACAUGGCAAAUGAAGACCCUGUACGUUCUUUAAGUUCUUCAGCUCAAGUUAAAAAUCAUCUUCACAAGUAUAAGGAAUUUAGGAUGGAAAUGGACUAUAAACAAUGGAUAGUUGACUUUGUUAACCAGUCACUACUUCAGUUAAGCACUUGUGAUGUAGAAAGUAAACGCUAUGAAAGAACAGAAUUUGCAGAGCACCUGGGAGAAUUGAACCGCCGAUGGCACCAGUUACAUGGAACACUAAAUAAGAAGGUCCAACGUUUUGAGCAACUUUUGGAAAGUAUCACUGAAAAUGAAAACAGAAUACAAAUUUUUAACAACUGGCUGGAGGCGCAAGAAGAAAGACUGAACACUUUAAAGAAACCCGGAAGUGUGAUCUCAGUUCAAAAGACCCUCCUGGACUGUCAGGAUUUAGAAAAUCAACUUGCAGUUAAAUCCAAAGCCUUGGAGGAGCUGAAACAAAGUUACCUGACUGUGGAGAGCGACACUAUACCAUUACUAGAAGAUACAGCAUCCACAAUCGAUGGUUUAUAUCAAAAGAGGAACAGAGUUCUUGAUCAGGUCAAUCAGCUCAAAACUUCAACGCAGUCAGUUUUACAAGACUGGAAGAUUUACGAUAAACUCUAUGACGAGGUGAAUAUGAUGACAAUCCGAUUCCAGUACUGCCUAGAACACAGCCAGCCCGCGGUGCUGUCAUUGGAGGCCUUGAGAUUCCAGGUGCAGACCCUUCAGGGUCUUCAAGACGAAGCUGAGAGCAGUGAAGGAAUUUGGGAGAAACUCCGGGAAGUUCUUGGUAAACUAAAAACUUACUGCCCUUCAGCUGCUGACAUUAUUGACGAGAAAUGCCAAGAUACUUAUUCAAGGUGGACCCAAGUGAACCAAGCCAUCGCAGACCAGCUGCAGAGAGCGCAGAGUCUGCUGCAGCUCUUGAAGGCAUAUAGCAGUGCUCACGCCGAAGCCUCAGCUAGGCUGGAGCAACAGGAAGCAAGAUAUCAACAGCUUGCAAGCAUCAACAUGUCUGGAAACAACCUGGCUGAAAUCCUGCCCCCAGCCCUGCAAGAUAUACAGGAGCUGCAGCACGAUGUGCAGAACACGAAGGAAGCCUUUCUCCUGAACGCCACUCUCCUCGAGCAACUCCCUCCAUCCUCCACAGAGGCCAGCCCCUGCCUGCUCCUGUCUGGGCAGUCACACUCCCUCCAAAGGGCUUCUUAUUUGGAAAAGAUGCUGCUAGUGAAAGCAAAUGAAUUUAAGUUUGUUCUCUCACAAUUUAAAGAUUUUGAAGACCGCUUAGAGUUGCUUAAAGGUCUGAUUAAGCAUGAAGAAGAGAAUUUGGGUAAACUCUACCAGCAAGAAAAAGAAGAACAUCCUGAAUCAAUCAUGAAUCAUGUGCUGGCACUAACAGCCCAGUUACCAGAUAUUGAACAUUUGAAUGAAGUCAGUCUCAAGCUGCCGCUUAGUGACAUCACUGUGAAGACAUUACAAAAUAUGAACCGACAGUGGAUCCGGACCACAGCGACAGCACUGGAACGUUGCAGUGAGCUUCAGGGAAUUGAGUUGAAUGAGAAGUUUCUUUAUUGCUGUGAAAAGUGGGUCCAACUUCUGGAGAAGAUGGAAGAGAUGCUGCAGGUGAAUGUCCCCUGCAGUCUUCACUCCCUUCUGGAGCAGCAGAAAUCGUAUGAGAUGUUAGCCGCUGAAGUUUCUAUAAACCAGACGGUUGCUGAUUGUUUUGUCACCCAGUCCUUACAACUCCUGAACACAACAGAAGUAGAAAAGAGACCGGAGUUUGUUUUGCAAUUCACAAUGCUGAAGGACAGGUGGCAGAGGGCUGCCCAGAGAGUUCAGCAGAGGAAGCAUGACAUCGAUGGGCUGGUGAGGCAGUGGCAGUACCUCAGUGCCUCUGUGGAGGACUCACUCCGCUUCCUCAGCGACACCAAACACCUGCUUUCUGCAGUGAGCAUCCAGGAUUGCUACAGUCUCUACCAAACCAGAAGUCUGAUCCAUGCGUUUAAGAGUAAAGAAAUUUCUUUUCAGAGAAGGAAACCUACCUAUGCACUAACCUUGGAAGCAGGGGGAAAGUUACUGAGCACAGCUGAUCUGGAAACUAAAGAGCUAAUUGACAAGAAAAUCAGCCAACUUCAGGAGAGCUGGAAAGACACUGAGCUUCAGGUGGGAGAAGUAACAAAGCACUUCCAGAGCAUUGUAGAGACUUGGGACCGGUGUGAAAAGAAAAUCAAAGAGUUGAAAAGCAGACUGCAAGUUUUAAAGGCAAAUAGUGAAGAUGCUCUUCCAGAACUUCAUGAGGACCUCCAUAAAGAAAAGGAGCUGACUAAGGAACUGGAGAAGUCUUUGGCUAGCUGGACUCAGAACUUGAAAGAACUUCGCACGAUGAAGGCUGACUUGACCCAGCACAUUCUUGUGGAAGACGUGAUGGUUUUGAAGGAGCAAAUAGAGCAUUUGCACAGACAAUGGGAGGACCUCUGCUUCAGAGUGGCCGUACGCAAACAAGAGAUUGAGGACAGACUCAAUUCAUGGAUAGUGUUCAAUGAAAAGAAUAAAGAUCUGUGUGCAUGGCUGGUACAGAUGGAAAACAAAGUUCUGCAGACAGCCGAUAUCAGUAUUGAAGAAAUGAUUGAGAAGUUACAGAAGGAUUGCAUGGAAGAAAUAAACAUAUUUAGUGAAAACAAGAUCCAGUUAAAGCAGAUGGGUGACCAGUUGAUCAAGGCAAGCAACAAAACAAGAGCAACAGAGAUUGAUGACAAGCUGAACAAAAUUAAUGAUCGUUGGCAACAUCUUUUUGAUGUCAUUGGAUCAAGGGUGAAGAAGCUGAAGGAGACCUUUGCAUUUAUUCAGCAGUUAGACAAAAACAUGAGCAACCUUCGCACCUGGUUGGCUCGAAUUGAGUCUGAGCUUUCUAAGCCUGUUGUUUAUGACGUCUGUGAUGAUCAAGAAAUCCAGAAGAGGCUUGCUGAACAGCAGGACCUGCAGCGAGAUAUUGAACAGCACAGUGCAGGGGUGGAGUCAGUGUUUAACAUCUGUGAUGUCCUGUUGCACGACUCCGACGCCUGUGCCAAUGAGACCGAGUGUGACUCCAUACAGCAGACCACCAGGAGCCUAGACCGGCGCUGGAGGAACAUCUGUGCCAUGUCAAUGGAGCGGCGAAUGAAGAUUGAAGAGACCUGGCGGCUGUGGCAGAAGUUUUUAGAUGAUUAUUCCCGCUUUGAGGACUGGCUAAAGUCCGCAGAGAGGACGGCAGCCUACCCCAACUCCUCAGAGGUGCUGUACACAAAUGCCAAAGAAGAACUGAAGAGGUUUGAGGCGUUUCAGCGACAGAUCCACGAGCGGCUCACUCAGCUGGAGCUCAUCAACAAGCAGUACCGGCGGCUGGCCCGGGAGAACCGCACCGACACGGCCAGCAAACUGAAGCAGAUGGUCCAUGAGGGCAACCAGCGCUGGGACAACCUGCAGAAGCGGGUGACGGCCGUGCUGCGGAGACUCCGACAUUUCACGAACCAGAGGGAGGAAUUUGAGGGGACCAGGGAGAGCAUCCUAGUGUGGCUCACCGAGAUGGACUUGCAGCUGACCAAUGUAGAGCACUUCUCAGAGAGCGACGCUGAUGACAAGAUGCGCCAACUGAACGGUUUCCAACAGGAAAUUACACUCAAUACCAACAAGAUUGAUCAGCUCAUAGUUUUUGGAGAGCAGCUAAUUCAAAAGAGUGAGCCCUUGGAUGCUGUGCUGAUUGAGGACGAGCUGGAGGAGCUCCACCGGUACUGUCAGGAGGUGUUUGGCAGGGUCUCCCGCUUCCACCGGCGCCUCACCUCCCACGCUCCGGGCUUGGAGGAUGAAAAGGAAGCCUCUGAGAAUGAAACAGACAUGGAAGACUCGCGAGAGAUCCCGAGUGACUCUUGGUGUAAGAGGGGCGAGAGCGAAGAACCCCCAUCUCCUCAGUCCCUUUGCCAUCUGGUUCCCCCAGCACCAGGCCACGAGCGGUCUGGGUGUGAGACCCCGGUCAGUGUGGACUCCAUACCUCUGGAGUGGGAUCACACAGGUGACGUGGGGGGCUCCUCCUCUCAUGAAGAAGACGAAGAGGGGCCGUACUACAGUGCACUAUCAGAUGUAGAAAUCCCUGAAAAUCCUGAGGCCUAUCUUAAAAUGACCACAAAAACUUUGAAAGCAUCAUCUGGCAAAUCAAUUUCUGAUAGCCACUCCUGGCAUGUUCCCGACAGUUCUUCCUGUCCAAAGCGUCACUACAAACAAAUGGAACAUGACAGGAAUGUUCCGCCUAUCCCCUCAGAUUCCAGCACUCCUUACAAACCGGCCUAUGCAAAGCUGCUGUUACCUCUAGACACUGAUGGUGACAAAGAGGGCCCAAGGCUCUUGACCAGCAGCGCCCCGCAGGAAGAGGAAGGGCUGACAGGGCUGACUGGACAGCAGUCAGGUGCCUUUGACAGAUGGGAACUGAUUCAAUCACAAGAACUUCACAGCAAACUUAGAUUAAAACAAAACCUGCAGCAGCUGAACUCCAGCAUCAACGACAUCACCACCUGGCUGAGGAACACCGACGCAGAACUGGAAACGUUAAAGAUGGCAGCGCCCCCCUCCAGUAUCCCGGAAAUGGAACUCAAGGUGAAGAGACUGAAGGAGAUCUUACACGCCUUUAACACCCACAAGGCUUUAGUGGACUCCGUCAACGCGAGCGGCAAGGCAUUUGAGGAAAGCAGCGCCGAGCCCAAGGAGCUCCAGAGCCGCCUCCACCAGCUGAGCCUGCACUGGGAGGCGACGCGGAGGGCCGUGGACAGCUGGAGGGAGGGCUUGCGGCAGUCACUCAUGCAGUGCCAGGACUUCCACCAGUUGAGUCAGAGUCUGCUCCUGUGGCUAGCAAGUGCCGAGAGCCGGAGGCAGAAGGCCCGUGUCACCGAUCCUGACGCAGACCCUCGGGUCCUCGUGGAGUGCCAGCAGGCUCUAGUGCAACUUAAAAAGGAGCUCUUGGAACGACAACCUCAAGUAAACUCCUUACAGGAGAUUUCAGACAGCCUUCUUGUUAAGGGACAUGGAGAAGACUACAUUGAGGCUGAAGAGAAAGUCCAUGUUAUUGAGAAGAAACUCAAAAAGUUGCUCAAGCAAGUAUCUGAAGACUUAAUGUCCUUGCAAGAAAGUCAGAACCCAGAUCUAUCUCUGCCCAGCUACGACGGGGUGGACUCAGGGGGCCAGCAUCCCGAAGCAUCCGUGCCUGCAAGUAAAGAAGAGGUGAGGGCCACAAGAAGUACAAAAGGCCAGAACAAGCCAGAUAGCAGGGUGCCCGGCCCUGGCAGCUCGCGGCCACAGCGCUCCUUCCUCUCCCGGGUCAUCAGGGUGGCUCUGCCCCUGCAGCUGCUGCUCCUGCUGCUGCUGCUUCUGGCCUGCCUGCUGCCCUCCUCCGAAGAGGACUACAGCUGUACCCAGGCCAACAACUUCGCACGGUCCUUUUACCCCAUGCUGCGUUAUACCAACGGGCCUCCCCCCACAUAG